CCCCGGCGGCCAUCUUGAAGGCCCGGGAGGCGGCGCCGCGCAGGACGGAGCGGAAGUGCUCGGCUGUGUCUUCCCGGACCGAGCGAAGCGCCGGCGCGGCCGCCACUCGCGUCCUCCUUCCCGCGGCCCUCGGGAGACCGCGCUCGGCCGCAGUGGACCGCGAGGGCACGUGCUUUAAAGGAACAGCCAGGUUUUUCUAACGUUCAUCUUAAUGCGUCAGCUCAAGGAGAAGCGUUUUAAAGCAUGUCAGAAGGUGACAGUGUGGGAGAUUCCGUCCACGGGAAACCUUCUAUGGUGUACAGAUUCUUCACAAGACUUGGACAGAUCUAUCAGUCCUGGCUGGACAAGUCUACGCCAUACACGGCUGUGCGAUGGGUGGUGACGCUGGGCCUGAGCUUCGUCUACAUGAUCCGAGUUUACCUGCUGCAGGGUUGGUACAUCGUGACCUACGCCUUGGGAAUCUACCAUCUAAAUCUCUUCAUAGCUUUCCUUUCUCCAAAAGUGGAUCCUUCCUUAAUGGAAGAUUCAGACGAUGGCCCCUCGUUACCAACCAAACAGAAUGAGGAGUUCCGGCCCUUCAUUCGAAGGCUCCCAGAGUUUAAGUUUUGGCACGCGGCGACCAAGGGCGUCCUGGUGGCCAUGGUGUGCACCUUCUUUGAGGCGUUCAACGUCCCGGUGUUCUGGCCCAUCCUGGUGAUGUACUUCAUCAUGCUUUUCUGUAUCACGAUGAAGAGGCAAAUAAAGCACAUGAUCAAGUACCGGUACAUCCCGUUCACGCACGGCAAGAGGACGUACAAGGGGAAGGAGGACGUGGGCAAGACGUUCGCCAGCUAGACGCGGCCGCCCUCCGCGGGCCCUGGACGGCCGCAAGCUGCUGUGACGCCGUCUCCUUUCCUCACAUAAAGUAGUUGAUUACAAGGGAGUUAUUUUCUUUUUAAAAAGGAGCUUCAAUUAUUUGUAACUGAAAUAUCAGGUUCUUGAAGAAACUGGCAUUUAAACCGAAUCGCGUUGAUUUAUUUUCCAGUGCUGGUCAGGCGUCCAGACGCUGGCCUUGCGGAGCGCAGGCCGGGCGGACAGCCGUGUGGGCUGGGGGGCGGGCGCGGGGGGCCGGGCCCACGGAAGGAGCCAGGACGCCAGCUGCUGCCUCCCAGGACGCUCGCCGUGGCCCCGGAGGACGCUCGCCUGUCCGUCCGGCGCGUGGAGGAGGUUCUGCAGCAACUCCGGGCUCCAGUGCCAGUUUCCGAAUUUCAUCUCGCUAGAGAUGUGUUGAGUUGGCCUCGAUCAUAAUGACUCAAAACUUCAUUCUUAACUACCGUGAUUGCUUCUGAGGGCCUGGAAUUAUAAAUAUAUAUAUUUUAAUUGUUUGA
This is a messenger RNA of Mesoplodon densirostris (Blainville's beaked whale), 1367 nucleotides long. It is a transcript of the gene RER1, whose product is annotated as retention in endoplasmic reticulum sorting receptor 1. The coding region runs from base 244 to 834 and encodes 196 amino acids. Gene Ontology annotation, biological process: protein retention in ER lumen; retrograde vesicle-mediated transport, Golgi to endoplasmic reticulum. Lineage: Eukaryota; Metazoa; Chordata; Mammalia; Artiodactyla; Ziphiidae. The transcript has 8 exons. The record is from RefSeq and is a predicted model, not a curated record. Gene Ontology annotation, cellular component: Golgi membrane.